Brassicogethes aeneus is the source of this 1641-nucleotide messenger RNA. The record is from the annotation of a GenBank genome assembly. NCBI's taxonomy places the organism in Eukaryota, Metazoa, Arthropoda, Insecta, Coleoptera, Nitidulidae.
CCAACAGUAAAAUCCCAAAAUCCCCUAAAUUAAACGUGUUUACAUCUGUCAAAAUACCGUAACCUUAAUCUUUUUGAGAUUGUUUUUGCGAUUUUUCUUGCAAAAUGGGGAAGACCUCAAAAGAUAAACGCGAUAUUUACUACAGGAAAGCCAAAGAGCAAGGGUGGAGGGCGAGAAGUGCCUUUAAAUUGCUACAAAUCGACGAAAAGUUCGAUAUUUUCAAAGGCGUUACAAAAGCUGUUGAUUUGUGUGCAGCCCCGGGAUCUUGGAGCCAAGUUUUAUCUAGAAAGUUAUAUUUAGGAGAAACAAUUAAUAUUACAGAAAAAUGUACUUUGUUUCAUACUGAUGAUAUAGCUGAAAAAAACAAUGUUGGUGAAAGUCAAGUUGAUAGUAAAAAGUUAAAAAAUGAGAAUGUUAAGAUUGUUGCGGUUGAUUUGCAACCUAUGUCACCUUUACCAGGGGUUAUACAAUUACAGGGGGAUAUUACUAAGUACUCAACAGCACAGGAGAUAAUUGGACAUUUUGAGGGUACGAAAGCUGAUUUAGUGGUUUGUGAUGGUGCUCCAGAUGUUACUGGUUUGCAUUGUAUGGAUAUUUAUAUACAGGCACAAUUACUUUUGGGGGCAUUACACAUAACAUGUCACGUUUUAAAAGUUGGGGGUACUUUUGUGGCCAAAAUAUUUAGAGGGAAGGAUAAUGAUUUGCUUACAAAUCAAUUACUAACUUUAUUUACUGAAGUGUUUGUUGUUAAACCUAGUAGUUCAAGGAAUUCAAGUAUUGAGGCUUUUGUGGUUUGUCAAAAGUACAAUCCACCCCAAGGUUUUGAACCUAAAUUAAUGACUCCUUAUUUAAAUAUUUCCAAUAAGGAUUUUUCAAGCUUAGAGGGGGUUAAUCGUGUUAUUAUACCUUUUGUGGUAUGUGGGGAUGUUAGCGCAUAUGAUUCUGAUACAACUUAUCCAUUACAGCUUGAGGGCGAAGCCCCAUAUAAAUAUCGCCCCCCAGUUCAACCCCCUAUAUCCCCACCAUAUUAUUCCAGUAAAAAAGAGGACACACCACCAAGCACUUUAAGCUUAAAAAAAUCCAAAGAUCAGUUAAAAAAUAUUGUUGAAUCUUUUGAAAGUGGUUCUUAUAAGCUUAAGUCUUUAAAUAAUACUUUGGAUAAACUUAAUAAUAUAAGAAAAAAUAGUGAAAAGGACAGUGUAAUACAAGAAUACAUUGAACGACUUGGAAAAGCAGUAAAUAAAAUUACAGAAAAUAAGAAUGAUACAUUAGAGGAAAUUAUUGAAAAUUUAAAGGCUUUAGAUUUGUCUAAAAAAGAAGAUAUUUUCGUAAGUAAUCCCAUGGAAGAUUUACUCCAAGCCUCAGAAGAGUUAAGAUCAUCAAAGGUAGAAAAAAGAAUGCAAGAACUUAAAAACUCAAAUGAUUUAACAAACUUGGAAGAACUUUACAAUGAAGUUAACAUAGUAGCUGAUGAAAAAACCUUUCAGGAAUUUCUCGCGCACAUUGAAUUACUUGAUACCUGUACAUGCUAAAAAAUAUAUUAAUAUUGGAAUUAUAUUAUUGCAUUUAUUUACCUUUUGAAUAUUUCUAUGAUGUCUCAUUAAAAAAAGAUGUCAUUCACGGGCUAUUGUUAAUAUAAAC